Molecule: messenger RNA, 2978 nt
Organism: Columba livia (rock pigeon)
Lineage: Eukaryota; Metazoa; Chordata; Aves; Columbiformes; Columbidae
Gene: RAB26
Product: RAB26, member RAS oncogene family
Exons: 9
Coding region: 35-823 (262 amino acids)
Biological process (GO): regulation of exocytosis
Molecular function (GO): GTPase activity; GTP binding
Source: RefSeq, a predicted model, not a curated record
CCCCCAGCGCCCGGCGCGGCGCCGCGGCCCCGGGAUGUCGCGGAAGAAAGCGGCUCGUAGCAAGGGCGGCGGCGCCGCGCCCUCCGCCGCGCUGCCCCCCGCCGCCCCGGGGCCCGGCCGUGCUGCCGCCGCCGCCGCCCCGCGGGGUUCCGCGCCCGCAGCCCCGGAGCUGCCCCGCAACGGCGGCGCGGCGGCAGGGCGGCCCUCGCUGAGCAGCAGCGGAGAGUUCUACGACCUCGCCUUCAAGGUUAUGCUGGUGGGCGACUCGGGGGUCGGCAAAACCUGCCUGCUGGUGCGGUUCAAAGACGGCGCUUUCCUUGCCGGCAGCUUCAUUUCCACGGUUGGGAUCGACUUCAGGAACAAGGUGCUGACAGUGGACGGGGUGAAGGUGAAGCUGCAGAUCUGGGACACGGCUGGGCAGGAGCGGUUCCGCAGUGUCACCCAUGCCUAUUACCGGGACGCCCAUGCCCUGCUCCUGCUCUACGAUGUCACCAACAAAGCGUCAUUUGACAACAUCCAGGCUUGGCUGACAGAGAUCCAUGAAUACGCACAGCAAGAUGUGGUCCUCAUGUUACUAGGAAACAAGGUGGAUUCAGCCCAGGACAGAGUGGUGAAAAGGGAAGAUGGAGAAAAAUUAGCCAAGGAGUAUGGAGUGCCCUUCAUGGAGACCAGCGCCAAAAGUGGCCUCAACGUUGACUUAGCAUUCACAGCCAUCGCAAAGGAGCUGAAGCACAGGUCCAUGAAGCUGCCCAACGAGCCCAAAUUCAAGCUCCAUGACUACGUGAAGAAAGAAGUGAGAGGCUCGGGCUGCUGCCGGUCCUAACACGCUCGGUGUGUCUGUACAGAGACUCACGCCCCGUGUCUGUGUGCCGCACGCUCUCUUCGUGGCCAGUGUGUGCAUGUCUGUCUGUCUGUCUGUCCUGUCCGUGUCUGCUGGAAAGCUGAACCGAGACGUGGGGAAUGGAAGCAGCAGCAAAACGAGGUCUCUGGGCCGGGGCCGUGUGUGGCGCUGCUCCCUGAGCCCCCGGCGCGUCCCUCGGCACCGCCAGCUCCCCCCUCACAGCCACUGGGCCCCAGGGGGUUUUGGGGGGGCUGGUGUCCCAGCAUCGCGGCAUUACAAGGCUUCUUUAACAGUCGUGACCAAGGGGAACAAACGCCAUCUCCCCACCAAACGUCUGGGUAGGAAAAAGUCCCAAAUUCCCUUUUUCUUUCCUCAUGUACCUGGAAUUCAGCUGUUGGGAGCCCUGGCCUGGGGCACACCAGACUUGUUUUCAAGUCAACGGUUUUUGUGGUUGCUUACGUAUGUCUGUCCGUUUUCCUGUGGUUUAACACGCCUCCACAAUGAAGGUUUCUCCCCUUCCCUGCUGAAGACAAGAGCUUCGCUGUCUGUUGAGUGAGCUCCUGCUGACCCGUCCGUUGUACAGAGGUUCCUGAACGUUUAUCUGUUCGGUGAAGGCUUUGGUUCUCUUACUGCCGCCGUUUCUGGUACUUUGAGAAGAAAUCUGAUGUAUUGCAGCUUAUUCUAACUAACUUCAUGUAAGUGUGAUAGCAUUUUUAGACUGCAACAAUGCUUUGAUAUCUUCAAAGUUCUCUCGGGACAGCUCUUUCUGUUCACUGAAGACAGCUGGGGGGCUGCUGGCGCCAUCGAUUUCACAGCUUUCAGAUGCUCUGCCAGCUCUCUUCAAUGGACUCCUCACCCUUUGGUCUGUGUCAGGCAUUUGACUUUUUUUUUUUUUGAAAAGCUGCACUUCUAAGUACAAAUUUGAAUUUGGAUCAAGCGUUUGUCCUUUGGUAAUUUUCUUCUUUGAAAAUUUCAUGUGCGAUGCCAGGUGCCCACUGUACUGAACCUCCCUGCAUUGCCCUAAAUGGGCCAACUUGAAAAUAAACCAACCUAAGCCAAGCAGCAGCUCUCAGGGUGGGUUCGGACACCCCUGUCCCUCGUUUUGCCAGAGCAGCAGCUCCAGCACCACGUUCCUGCCCCACACAAGGACCAUCUGCAGCUCCCAUGUGGGAUUCAGGCAGGUGGGGGCUCCUCAGGGCUGUAAAAUGAGCAGCUACUGCUUAAAGUGGGUCCAACAUAACAGCAGUAUAAAAGAGGAUCCUAAAGUAAACCUGCUGCAGACACAGCAUUUUUUUUCCUAAACAGCUUUUUAGGAAGAAAUAGGUCUUUGAGCCAUCUGACUUAAAUCUUGGCAUGGCAGGCAGGACCCACACCCAGCUCAGCAAGUCCUCCCUUAAGAUUUCUUUGCAAGUAGCAACAGAACACAAGGAGGCUCUGAAAGCUACUCAAGCAUUGCCAAGAAACAUGCAGAAACCUGUAAAAUUCCCCAUUUUCAUGCUUGCCUGGUGUCUCCUCCAGCUGUUCUUACUGGGCUGUGCAGCUCACACAUGCUGAGGUUAAGGGAAGAGGGAGGGGGAUUUUCUCUAGUGCUGAGCUUGCCAAGGACCAGUGCUCUGGGAUCCCAGCCCUAGAAGCUACAGGGAGCUCCCUGAAGUAGAAAAUAAGCAAUUUUCUUCACGCUCCCAUCAUUGCCUCUUCCCCACAGGGCAGGAGAGCCUUGCAUUGUGCUGUCUUGAAAAUAAAAAAAGCUGAUAAUACUUAACUUCAAUGUGGGACCAAAACUGAUUUAAAAAUCUAAUUUAAAUAAGAUGUAUAUGCUGCCCUUUGGAGUACUUUAAAUAUGCCUCUUGGGAGUUAACACUACUACAGCAGACACAUCACAACUGCAUUUGUGGUAUUUGACCUAAACUUUAAGCCUGACUCAGCCCUAAUCUCUCCCUGUCCCUGCCCUAAGCUCUUCCUCAGACUCUUCUUUGGCAUCUUCUUAUAUGGGCCUUUACUGCCGCCAAGCGACAAAGAAUUAAUUGUUCAGUGCAUUCAAACAAGCUGGAGGACUCAGCAUUACAAGCAACUUAUUUUUGCUGGCUCCCGUUUACAGCUUUUGUUUCAUUCCUGUUAAUAAAUUUUUUUAAUAAUC